This is a messenger RNA of Pogona vitticeps (central bearded dragon), 1379 nucleotides long. RefSeq names its product ATPase H+ transporting V1 subunit E1 (gene ATP6V1E1). Gene Ontology annotation, biological process: proton transmembrane transport. Gene Ontology annotation, cellular component: proton-transporting two-sector ATPase complex, catalytic domain. NCBI's taxonomy places the organism in Eukaryota, Metazoa, Chordata, Lepidosauria, Squamata, Agamidae. Gene Ontology annotation, molecular function: proton-transporting ATPase activity, rotational mechanism. The record is from RefSeq and is a predicted model, not a curated record.
GCAGACAGAUGAAAGAGAGAGACAGAAUCUGAAAGUACGGCGAUAUUGAAAGAUCACAUUGGCAGGAGUUUUCAAUGGCGUGAGUGGCCGCGCAAGGAAGCCGACCUGAGCGGACGCUUCUCCUGCGGCCUUUUUCUGCUGCCUGGGCCCCGCUUCCUCCUUCGCCCGCUUCCACCAUGGCGCUCAGCGAUGCCGACGUCCAGAAGCAGAUCAAGCAUAUGAUGGCUUUCAUUGAACAGGAAGCCAAUGAAAAGGCAGAAGAAAUAGAUGCGAAGGCUGAAGAAGAAUUCAACAUUGAGAAAGGUCGCCUUGUUCAGACACAGAGGCUGAAGAUCAUGGAAUACUAUGAAAAGAAAGAGAAGCAAAUCGAGCAACAGAAAAAAAUUCAGAUGUCCAACCUGAUGAAUCAGGCAAGACUGAAGGUUCUCAAAGCAAGGGAUGAUCUGAUUGCAGAUUUACUAAACGAAGCCAAGCAGAGACUGGCUAAGGUAGUAAAGGAUACUGGCAGGUACCAAACACUGCUGGAUGGUUUGGUUCUACAGGGAUUUUAUCAGUUACUUGAGCCUAAAAUGACAAUCCGUUGUCGAAAACAAGAUCUUUCCUUGGUUAAGAAUGCUGUCCAGAAGAGCGUCCCAAUCUACAAAGCAACUACUAAAAAGGAUGUUGACGUUCAUAUUGACCAGGUCACAUUUCUGCCAGAGGACAUAGCUGGAGGUGUUGAAAUCAGUAACAGUGAUAAUAAAAUUAAGGUCUCCAAUACUCUGGAAAGCCGUCUGGACCUGAUUGCCCAGCAGAUGAUGCCAGAGAUCCGAACAGCACUUUUUGGUGCCAACAGUAACCGGAAAUUCAUGGACUAAAUUCCUUGAAGUCAUGGUGGAAUCUGUUUCCACUGCCAUAGUGAAGGGGGGUGCUGCAGCUGCUCUAAUGAAACAAAACCCUCCCUCUCUAAAAUGUACUCAGUACUAUAUUGUGUUGUCCUGUGUAUGUUCUUCAGUUAAUUUAUUAUUGUUUUGCAUACCUGCUGUGCUUAGCUUGACUGGAAGAGAAGCUGGCACUACUCCUCUGUCCAGAGAGCAAUGGUAUGUGAUGCAAAAAUUGAGGCAUUCAGGUUCUUUAAAACAGACCAGGGAUCAGUGGUCAGUCUGAACUUCAGCCGCUCCCCUCAAAGCAUGUCACCAAUCUGUGCUGCUUGUCCAUUAUUUCUUUCCUUCUAGAAACAUGCAUUUCUUUGGAGGGUCACUAUAAUCCUCACGUCGCAAUGGGUAAACUUUUGUCAGCCCCAGAUUUUUAUGCUGUAUAUGUGUUUAAGAUAUUUGCACACAUGUGUACACACCCUUGUCUUGUACUCACUGAAAAAAAAUAAAAGGUGUGUACCUAGA